Molecule: messenger RNA, 1095 nt
Organism: Plasmodium gallinaceum
Lineage: Eukaryota; Apicomplexa; Aconoidasida; Haemosporida; Plasmodiidae
Product: rhodanese like protein, putative
Exons: 1
Coding region: 1-1095 (364 amino acids)
Biological process (GO): transsulfuration
Cellular component (GO): mitochondrion
Molecular function (GO): thiosulfate-cyanide sulfurtransferase activity
Source: RefSeq, a predicted model, not a curated record
AUGAAAACGUGUAACUUCAUAAUUUUUUCUCAUUAUAGUAAUAUAUUGUUCAGAAGUUCCUUUAAAAGCUUAUAUAUUUUUAAUAAAAUAAAUAACUUGAGAAAUUAUAAUACAAUGAAGGAAAAAAAUAAUUGUUUAAUUGAAACAGAUGAGUUGCAUUCACUUAUAAAAAAUAAAAAAGAGUAUCUACUUUUUGAUACAAGUUAUUAUAAUUUGUAUCCAAAAAGUAAUGAAAUGGAUAGUGAUUAUGAUAAAAUAGAAAAAAUAAAAGGAAGUAUUCCUUUUGAUUCAAGAGUGACAUCUAAUGAAAAUCCUAAUUUUUCUUUUUUUUUUCCAGAAGAAUCAGAAUUUUUUAAUUAUCUAAAAGAGUUAUUAAUAAAAAAUCAAACGAUUAUAGGGAAUUCCUUAGAAAAUAUACCAAUUAUUUUUUAUGAAAAAGAUGAAAUUUUUUAUGCACCUAGAGUAUGGUUUAUGUUUAAAAUAUUUGGUUUUAAGAAUUUAAAGAUUCUAAACGGUGGUUUAAAUAAAUGGUUGUGCGAAAAAAAGGAAGUAAUAUAUGAAAAGAAGAAUAAUGUACAACUAAAAGAUAAUGCUAAAAUUAAUAAAAUAAAAAAUAUAAUAGAAGAUCAUUUAAAAAAUAAUAGAGAUGCAAUAGAUAAUAGGAAGAAAAAUAUAUAUCAUUAUUUAGAUAUAAAAAGGUUAAUUGAAUCAAAAAAAAAUAAACAAAUGAAAAAUUAUAUAUUGGUAGAUACAAGGUCUAAUAAAACAUUUAGUUCAUUAAUACAAUUAAAUGAAAAUAAAAAGGUUAAUAAUCAUAUUCCUUUUUCUAUAAAUAUACCAUAUUCCUAUUUUUUAAAUUACCAUGAUGAAAAUUUUAAAUAUGUAACAUUUAAAAAUGAAUUAGAGAUAAAGAAUAUAUAUGAUAAAUAUGAUCUAUUAAAUGAUGAGAAAAUAAUUAUAUCGACAUGUAAUAAAGGAGUUACUGCUUGUAUUUUACUAUUCCUUUUGCAUUUAUUAAAUAAACCAUUUUCUAAAUUAAUUUUAAAUCAAGGUAGUAUGGUAGAGUAUAAGUAUAAUGAAUAUAAUAUCAAAUAA